Coniophora puteana RWD-64-598 SS2 is the source of this 1776-nucleotide messenger RNA. RefSeq lists its product as uncharacterized. Bases 1 to 1776 code for a protein of 591 amino acids. The record is from RefSeq and is a predicted model, not a curated record. Lineage: Eukaryota; Fungi; Basidiomycota; Agaricomycetes; Boletales; Coniophoraceae. The transcript has 4 exons.
AUGAUCACAGUUGCAAGCCAAAACUGGUCACUGGGGAACGACGUACCAAAAGAAAGGUUCUUGGCUCAAUACUACGCGCUGGAAUCCCUUCACAAUCUGACGCUGACCGGCAAUGAGUUUGAGCGGCGACAGCUGCGGGACGACAUGUUGGAGGAGAACCUCAUAGCUGUGUGUCUGCAGCACAUGCAACGUCCCUUGUGCAUUAUGCACGGGGCCGUCAUCACUCUUCUACAGACACUGGCAUUUGACGCCUUUCUUGGUGAACAAAUAUCCUCCUCGGUGGCUGCCGACAUCAUCGAGAGUGUCUGUCUUUAUACUCUUGCGGGCCCCGAUAGUAUCAUUUCCCAAAUGCUUGACCCAGACACAGCUUGGCAAAGCUCGGUAUUUCCUAAUUCAGGCGGGAUUUUGCCCAUUGACAAGGCAGCAAUAUUCGCACCUCUCUACUACUCUAUGGUGCAGGAUAAUGCGAUUGGGGCUGCUUACUCCUUGAUGGAUCUCUUUCCGUCUCAUUCUCACGAGUUUUGUCUUGAAGUUCUGAAGAAGAAGCCACGUAUUGUCGAGCUCCUGCUUGACUGUGCAGUGUCAGAUCGAUAUCCUCGACACCCAGAGACGCAGGUUUGCAUGAAAUCAUGCAGUAUACUGGGCAUGUUCUUGCAGUGGCCAAGUCAUAUUGUCCCUGGAGUGCCGACCCCCUUGGAUAGAUCGUUCAAGGCGCAUGAGUGGAAAGCUAUGCUGAAGAUGAUGGACAUUUUCACGUCUAGCACAGACUGGCUCGAGAAGUUGAUUGAGUUGUGGAUGCACGUCCAAGAAGAAGACAUCUCCCCUGUUCAAGGUAUGGAGUCAGUUUACGGAGAUCGCGGUACGUCAUUUUUCCCGGACGGUACUACAUUGUUUGACCUUGAAUCGUACUGGAUCCGCAUGAUAGGCGCUAUUCGCAUUAUUUCCCUACGACUGAUUGCGACGCUCACACACGCGGCAGAGUCGUGCGGGAUAACUAACGCCCAGAUCGAGUCCCUGUUACACAUUUGUUACCGAGCUUCCGGUGCAGGAAAACUUCCACACCAGUGUACCUCUCAUCAAGAACUGUUCGAAGUGGUGGAGUACGGGGCAGAGUUCUUUCAGUAUACAACAUCCCGGCCAGCUACCGCAGACCCCAAAUCCAGAGCCAGUCGCGACGUUGGGGGCAUCGCUGUCGAAAGCCCCAUUGUAGCCGCCCCGCAAUGCCUCAUUGGGCCGACCGCGCUUGUUCGCUUGCUUGUUGUCCUGGCACAACGGAACGCACUUAGAGGGAUACAAGCCCUCAAGAAGGCGCCAACUGGGCUUUCGUCGUCCACAUCCCUGGGUCAGGUUCAACACAUCACACACCCCGACAUUAUCCGUCGCAUCAUCAAAAUAUCACAGUCGUGUAUAAUCGAACGAACUGAACGAGGCCGAUGCCUCAUUAGGGAGAAGAAGGAUAAUACUGAUUUCAACUUAGCCUGCGCUUUUUUUGUUAGCUCGGCUGAGUUAUCGGCUGCUCUGGUCGCGCUGGACACAUAUACAGAUGGCGAAUACGCAGCUGAGGCGCUUGGCGCACGGAAACAGCUCGUUAUCGCUCUUGGAAAUGCGUCGCAGAUGGCGCUCAACCUCGGGCACUAUCGGCGUGCGCUGCACUUCGGUUGUGGCGCUGUUAGCGCAGCUGAGGAUAUACCCGCCGAGGAAGGCUUGGAUCCCGCCAUUACCGAGAAAAACCAGCGGAGGAUCAGUCAAGCUAAUGCAGGGCUUCGGCGCCGUUAG